AUGGACAUCGAGCUGCCGCUGCCGUUCCUCGUCAGCGUCGCCGUCCCGCCGGGACUGGCCAAUCUCGACGGCCUCACCCGCGAGGAGGUCUCGAUUCUCGGCUGCCCCUUCCUCGACGCCAAGCCCCAGCUUAUCGAAAAGUUCGCCAACUUCUUCAAGCGCCACAGCGCCGAGUUCCAAGCCCACCUCGAUGCCACAGCCCUCGAGCAGGACCAAGUCCUUGGCCUCCUCGACCGCGGUGCCAGACGCGUCUUUGUCACGCCCGAGGCGCUCCCGCAGUAUGCGGAACUCGGUGACCGAGUCCUCCCCGUCGUGUCCGCUCCGGAUCUGUCCGCCGCCUCGGAGCACGGCCUGCUGAUCCGCGACUUUGACCCCGAGACCUGGGACGUCACCAAGUUUAUUGCCGACGCCCAGGCCGCCAAGGCCAAGAUUCUCUACAUCAAACCUGCCGACGGUGUCUCGCUUGGGGAUUUCAUCCAGGUUGCCCAAACGAGCAACGCCGUCCCCAUUCUUCCCUCGACUGGUCUGACCACCGACAAGGCCGAUACCAGCAGGCUGCUCCUUUCCAAGGUUCUCUCCAGCCAAUGGAAGUCAGAUCGCCCCGACGGUCUCGUUCCUACUGUGGUGACUGAUGAGACGGGAAUCUCCCUCGGUCUUGCCUACACGAGCGAAGAGAGCAUUCUCGAGGCCUUACGCACGCAGACUGGCGUCUACCAAAGUAGGAAACGGGGUCUCUGGAUCAAGGGCGCCACAUCGGGUGACACGCAAGAGCUCAUUCGCAUUGCGCUCGACUGCGAUAACGACACCCUCAAGUUUGUCGUCAAGCAGAAGGGCCGCUUCUGCCACCUCGAGCAGUUUGGCUGCUUCGGAAACCUUGGCGGCAUCGCAGCCCUCGAGCAGACCCUCGUCUCCCGCAAAGAGUCUGCCCCCGAAGGCUCCUACACAGCCCGCCUCUUCUCAGAUGAAAAGCUACUGCGGGCCAAAAUUAUGGAAGAGGCCGAGGAGCUGUGUGACGCCAAGACGCCGCAGGAGGUCGCCUUUGAGGCUGCCGACUUGAUAUACUUUGCUCUCACCAAGGCUGUUAGCGCUGGUGUAAGCCUGGCAGAUGUCCAGGCCAAUCUGGAUGCCAAGAGCCUCAAGGUCACGAGACGCCCGGGAAAUGCCAAGGGCAAGUGGGCUGAAAAGGAGGGCAUCACAACUCCGGCUGCUGCUCCUCCCUCGGCGCCUGCUCCUGGCCCCAUGGCCGCUCCUCCUACUACCGACCGCAUCCUCAUGCAGCGUGUAGACUCUGCCUCCAUCUCUGGAGCAGACCUGCAGAAGACGCUGCAGCGUCCGUCGCAAAAGUCCCCCGAUGCCAUCCUCAAGAUUGUUGUCCCCAUCAUCGAGGAUGUCCGCAAAGGCGGCGACAAGGCUCUCCUCUCCUACACCCACAAAUUCGAAAAGGCCACAUCCCUUAUGUCUCCCGUUCUCAAGGCUCCUUUCCCUCCUGAGCUCAUGAAGCUUUCCCCCGAGACCAUCAAGGCUAUUGACACCUCCUAUGAGAACAUUCGCAAAUUCCACGCCGCGCAGGCUGAGGACAAGCCCCUCAGCGUAGAAACCAUGCCUGGCGUCGUUUGCGGUCGUUUCUCGCGCCCUAUUGAGCGCGUAGGUCUGUAUGUCCCUGGUGGCACUGCCGUCCUACCCAGCACUGCCCUCAUGCUCGGCGUCCCUGCGAUGGUCGCGGGCUGCGAAAAGAUUGUGCUCGCUUCUCCCCCGCGCUCCGACGGUAGCAUCUCCCCCGAGAUUGUAUACAUUGCCCAAAAGGUCGGUGCCGAGAGCAUCGUCCUCGCCGGCGGUGCGCAAGCCGUCGCUGCCAUGGCCUACGGCACCGAGAGCGUCAGCAAGGUCGACAAGAUCCUCGGCCCUGGCAAUCAGUUCGUCACGGCCGCCAAGAUGCACGUCAGCAACGACACCAACGCCGGUGUCAGCAUUGACAUGCCUGCCGGCCCGUCCGAGGUGCUUGUCGUGGCCGACAAGGACGCCAACCCGGCCUUUGUCGCGUCCGACCUGCUUUCGCAGGCCGAGCACGGUGUCGACAGCCAGGUGAUCCUGCUGACCGUCGACCUUUCCGAGGCGCAGCUCAAGGCCAUCGAGGACGAAGUGCACAACCAGGCCAUGGCCUUGCCCCGUGUCGACAUUGUGCGCGGCGCGAUUAAGCACUCGGUUACGGUCACGGUCAAGACGAUUGAGGACGCCAUGCGCAUCAGCAACGAUUAUGCCCCCGAGCACUUGAUCCUGCAGGUCAAGGAUGCCGCCAAGGUCGUCGACAAGGUCGUCAACGCCGGCAGUGUCUUCAUCGGCGAGUGGACCCCCGAGAGCGUGGGCGACUACUCGGCCGGCGUCAACCAUUCACUACCGACGUACGGCUACGCCAAGCAGUACUCCGGCGUCAACCUUGCCUCCUUCAUGAAGCACAUCACCUGCUCCAACCUCACCAGCCAGGGCCUCCGCAACGUCGGCUCCGCCGUCAUGCAGCUCGCCGGCGUCGAGGAGCUCCACGCCCACAAGCGCGCCGUCGAGAUUCGCCUCCGGUGGCUAGAUGAGCAGCAAAAGCAAUAA
Molecule: messenger RNA, 2598 nt
Organism: Cordyceps fumosorosea ARSEF 2679
Lineage: Eukaryota; Fungi; Ascomycota; Sordariomycetes; Hypocreales; Cordycipitaceae
Product: histidine biosynthesis trifunctional protein
Exons: 2
Coding region: 1-2598 (865 amino acids)
Biological process (GO): L-histidine biosynthetic process
Cellular component (GO): cytoplasm
Molecular function (GO): metal ion binding; NAD binding; phosphoribosyl-ATP diphosphatase activity
Source: RefSeq, a predicted model, not a curated record